Molecule: messenger RNA, 2058 nt
Organism: Talaromyces marneffei
Lineage: Eukaryota; Fungi; Ascomycota; Eurotiomycetes; Eurotiales; Trichocomaceae
Exons: 6
Coding region: 1-2058 (685 amino acids)
Source: RefSeq, a predicted model, not a curated record
AUGGCGACGACAUUCGAUGAGAAAAUCCCAUAUGAGAAGAAUGGGCUACAACUGUAUGGGCUGUUUAAGCGGGGCGACCAAGAUCGUGCUCUCCCGUUAGUCGUGCUGAUUCACGGCAGCGGUGCAACUGCUGCCUACUUUGACAAUUCAGCUGUCUCAGUAGCACAAAGCUUUCACAGCCUCGGUCAUGACGUUCUCAACAUCUCUCGGCCCGGCUACGCUGGUAAUGCAAUUCCCACCUCAGAGAAACCCAUCAGCGAUGCGAUUCCCGUGUUCAUCGACUUCAUCGAGCAAGUAUAUAAUGAAAAGUCCUCGGCGAAAAAAGGGAAUGGCGGUAUCGUGUUGUUCGGCCACUCUCUCGGUGGCGCCUACUCAUUGUUGAUUGCUGCUGAACCUCAAGGCCGGCUACCACUGCUCGGUGUUAGCACAUUAGGCUGCGCCCCUGUGCCGAACGGGAAGAUAUUGCUUUCUAAUCACGACCCAGACCCAUCCAAUCCUCGAUUUAUUGUCGAGACCAGCCCCGAGAAUAUCCGGAAGUUUAUGGGUGAGGUAGAAUGGCUGAAUAUAGAGGCUUUGGAGCCACAGCUUGUGGCACAGGUGUUUGAGCCAGGUAUCAAGUCGGAAAUCCGAGAGUUUUCGUCUGACGAGUUUUACGAUUAUUUGGUCAACAAAGCCUACCCUGCUAUCAAACUCCCGGUUCAGUACCUCUGCGCCGAAGCAGAGAUCGUAUGGGACAACGAGAAAGAAGCUCGCCCCAUCUUCGAUCACCUCGUUUCUAAAUUCACGGGUGCUCCCGAAGUUGAUUCGGCAAUCCUGCCCCGGGGUGGUCACAAUUACGAGUUUUCGCUGAAUUAUGGUAUUCUAUCGGACAAGAGAAAGACAUUUCUCGAGAAGUUGACAAAUAAGAAUUCCACUUUAUCUACGAAUGGUAUUGGGAAGGACAAUGUAGCUAAAGAAGGCGUGUUUACGUCUGUUCCAAUACUGGACUACGCGGAAACUGCAUCGCCAUCGACUAGACCUGCAUUUUUGAAGGCACUAAAAGCCGCCAUUGUCAAUGUUGGUUUCUUCUAUUUGAAGAAUACCGGGGUGCCAGAUAAAGUGCUGAGUGAUUUUACAGAACAAUCAAUUGCAUUAUUUAACUUGCCGUUGGAGAAGAAGCUGGAAAUAGAGAUGGUAAACAGCAAACAUUUCCUUGGCUACGCGCGCUUGGGACAAGAAGUUACUGCAUUGAAGAACGAUUAUCGAGAACAAUUCGACUUUGCAACUGAGCUUCCUGCUCCCGGUCCUCAGGAGCCACUGUACCGCAACCUCCGAGGACCUAACCAGUGGCCCGAUUCGCAAGCCUUGCCCAACUUCCGUGUUGCUAUAGAAAACUACAUGGACCAUAUAGAUAAGCUUGCUGAUUCGUUCAAGUGGCUUGUUGCCGAAGCACUGGAUUUACCACCAUCGGCUUUCGAACAGUUCUUUGACCAUCCUCAACAGAACAAACUGAAACUGAUAAAGUAUCCGGAACCAGUAGACAGCAAGCCAAACGAGGAUACUCAAGGAGUUGGUCCCCACAAGGAUUCCUGUUUCUUGACUUUCCUCAUGCAAGGCACGCCUCAUACUGGCCUUGAGGUACAAAAUAAAGCCGGAACAUGGUUGCCAGUGAAACCCAUUCCUGGAACUUUGGUGAUCAAUAUCGGUCGUGCGCUCGAAGCUAUCACCGGUGGUGUAUGCACAGCGACGACACAUCGCGUGAAUCUCCGUAUGGAGAAUUACAAGGAUGCCCAGGGUAAUUCAUUGGGUCCGCGAUACUCAUUUGCAAUUUUCCAGGGCGUGAGUCUCGAUUUGGGUGUCGAGAAGAUCAAUAUCAGCAUCCCGGAGCAUAUCAAAGACCUUGUCAAGGACGAUAAAGUCCGAUCCGAUGCUGAAGCGACGUUCAAUCAGAUGUUUAAUGGCAACAUCGGUGAAGGCACACUGAUUGCACGUAUCACCAGCCAUCAAGAUGUAGCGCAACGAUGGUAUCCCGAUUUGCUGGCUCAAGCGUUACAAGCGCAGAAGGACAAGUAUCAAUGA